GCUAUGCGAAAUUAAAAACGCCAUUUUGUGUGUUUGGCUUUGACACUGGAGCGGUUGUGCGUGUGAUUUGGAAGUGUAACGUAAUUUUGCGUUUUAUUCGCAAAAUGUUGCUCAAAUACUUCGUGCCCGACAUGUCUAAGUAAUAGUAGGUUGCGGAGAGGGAUCGAGCAAGAGUGGCUCGCGUCGAAAUGGUGUAGUGAGCUGUGAGUGAGUGUGUUUUCAUCGAGCGUGUUGCACACUGGCCUUUUAUCGCUAUCUGUCACCAUCUGCUAUUUAGUGCCAUUCAAAAAUUGGUGUUUGGUCUUAUUAUACACGGCCUCUGGAUUACUCUUGAUUCUUCAACGGUUACCAUGAGUUCUCGAAAUAUUCCUUCGGACAAGAUAAAUCUACGCUUGAUUCUUGUCAGCGGUAAGACAAAAGAGUUCCUAUUCAGCCCAAGUGAUUCGGCGGGAGACAUAGCACAACAUGUGUUCGAGAACUGGCCGGAAGACUGGGUGGAAGAGGCUGUUGCUAAAGCAGAAAUUUUGCGAUUAAUAUACCAGGGUCGUUUUCUACACAGCAAUGUUACGCUUGGCGCUCUUGGGCUUCCCUUUGGAAAAACAACAGUGAUGCAUCUGGUUCCACGGGAAAAUCUUCCAGAGCCUAACUCUCAAGGCCUGCUACCUAAUGGAGAAAGGAAAGCAGAGGAGAACACCCGACGAGACUCUUUCACGGAUCGGCAGAAGCCCGGCUGCGAUUUUGGCACCCUACAGAAGAAGGACAUUAGGCUGGAGAGCGGGCGAAGCUUUUGGGUUAAGGUUACAGACAAGGAAGGAAUCCCAUUGGUUCUAAGGGAUUUGGAAAAUUGAUGCGUUACCGAUUGUUAAAGGGACGGCUUUUCUGACUUGUGACGGAAAUAGUGUUCGGAGCCGGCGGAAAUUGCUACCUCCCCCCACGUUUGGAUCUGGCUUGUCCUCACGGCCUUACACACAGAUCUUGAAAUCGCUAUGAAUUUCAGUGCUGGAUGGCCACAUCCAAUUUCAUGCAGUUUCGCAGUUUAUGACGUGGCCACCAAGUGUCGCUGUGAUCGACUGCGCCUUGUGAACUUAACCUCUAAAUUUAACGUUUCACGACGUUUAAUAUUCUAUUCGUAGUGCCGAAGAUUCGUGCGUGGUCGUUAGUUUCAAAUUUUUCGGUCGAAGAAAAAUCAUACUUUUCAAGAAAAGUGUAUGCAACGAAAUGGGAAUGGAGAUCGUGUACUGUCCUGGGUUGUAAUUUCAGUUACAUGUCAAUUUCGGAGUUAUAAUUUUCUCCUCUCCUUCCAUGUACAGCUUCAAAUUUUUUUUCAUGUGUGAUACCGUUAAAAAUCUUGAGAAGCAAGUUUUAAAUUUAAUUACAGUUGGGUUACGCAAUAUACUUGUACUGUGAGAGAGGAUGAAGCAGACAUUUUUAUUAUCUAUCUCUAGAGAGAGAUGAUCGCAGUGUUUUUAUACCAAUUUCUUCACCCUCUUGCUUAAAAUCCAGAGCGCUCGUUACUGCACGUCUAAUCUCCUCUUUGUUAUUCAGCACCCAUUUGAGGGGUACGCGAAUGUGCUCAAAAAGUCUGUCGUAAUGUUUUUCUUCCAUCUUAGGCAGGUCGAAUGGAUUUCAGCAUUUUCAUGCAUGCUUUGAAAAGAUUCUCUCUACUUCAAAUCUUUCGAUACGACAGUGCAAGAGACUUUUUAAAAUAAUUUAUUAAGAUAAUGAAUAGGAGAAACCGUACGGAUAGCCGAGAACCGCUAUUACGUUCAAGGAUCGAGUGACACGCGGUAACUUGGAGGAUACGUUUUAUAAGUAUGGCCUUCUAUAACUUUCUGAUAUACUGAGGAGACGUAGAAACGGACUUUUCCUAAAAUGGUUAGAUUUUCAUGACCUAAAUAACAGUUGAUUAAUAAAUCCGACUUGUUUGUAUGUACAACAUAAAGGGACAUUAAAUAUAGCUUAACUAAGCGGGAGCAGAUAGAAAGUUCUUGUGACGGGAAACUGGCGGAUGUAAUGUCAACGUGCAUAUAGAAUGAUUAACUAUAAGAUAAAUACUAUAAUUUCGAAACAUACCGAUAUUAAAAAGAACCGUCAGGAAAUUACCGAUGUUAUAAAACACAUCGUAUCCCAAAGAAGUUUAGAGUAUUUUUAUUUAGGAAGGAGAUUCGCGCUUAAUUUCCAAACUACGAGUAGGUCGGAUUAAGAUGUCUGUUGCCCUUGUAAAUUAAAAUGCCGCUAGAGUGAGCAAAUGUUGUAGCUUGUUGAGUAGCGUACAUGACCACUUUCAUUAACGCAGUAUAUUGAAAGUAUGGUAUGUCAAGAUCUCGAUGAAAAGAGGGUUUUAGGCUAGUCCGCAUGGAACGUGUGGACUUAUCUUAUGUAUUCGUUCGCUAUCACCGAAUAACGGGGUAAACUUAUUUGUCGUGAGACACAGGCGCACGAAUCAAGCGGUCACGUCUUUUGCGUUGACCGUUGAAAAAAAAUUAAUUUCGCGAACGCGGAAUAUUGAAACUAAAAAGUGCUGGUAGUAAAAUUAGCAGAUGCUACUGUUACAUCUAAAUGCUCAUGAUUUUUCCUGUAAAAUUCGACUGAACAUGUAGUACAAGUUGCUUCGGAUAAAGAAUCUUGAUUAAUUCACAAUUUUGUAUCAGAAAAAAUUAUUACAUUCUUAAAACUAAAGAAAUUUAUAAUAACAUUUUAUUAACUACUCCAAACAAAUCUGUUAAAUUCUAUUGGGUUCCGUCCCAUGUUGGAAUCGAAGGUAACGAGGCUGCCGACGUUCUUGCAAAAAGUUUUACCAACAAAAUUAAUGUCGAUGAAUGCAACAUCCCGUAUACUGAUUUCUUUGAAGUAUUUAAAAAAGAAUGUUUUCUAAAUACUCUUUCUAAAGCUGUGGAAGAAAGUAACACUAAAGGAAACAUUUAUUUUUAUUAUUACUUUUCCACUUCAACUAAACCUUGGUUUGCCAAUAAAAGUUAUUCACGAAAUUAUAUCCCUUCCAUAAAUAGGUGUCGAUCCAGCCAAUACAGUUUAGCAGCCUCGUUAGCUAGAAUUCAGAUAUUAGAUAGCCCUAUAUGUGAAUGUAAAGAAGGUAUUGAAGAUCUAAACCAUAUUAUUUGGCAAUGCUCAUUAUUCGAUAAUGAAAGAAAUAUGCUUCUCAAAAAAUUGUUCAAAUUAAAAUUUCAACUGCCUUUAAGAAUCGAAAACAUCAUCGAUAAACCUAACUCCUUCGCUUGUAAAUUCGUUGCGGAAUUUUUGUUAGCUUGUAAAAAAUCUGUAUAAUCUGUA
Molecule: messenger RNA, 3288 nt
Organism: Cephus cinctus (wheat stem sawfly)
Lineage: Eukaryota; Metazoa; Arthropoda; Insecta; Hymenoptera; Cephidae
Gene: UBL3
Product: ubiquitin-like protein 3
Exons: 5
Coding region: 351-848 (165 amino acids)
Molecular function (GO): protein binding
Source: RefSeq, a predicted model, not a curated record